Closterium sp. Naga37s-1 is the source of this 513-nucleotide messenger RNA. The record is from the annotation of a GenBank genome assembly. Lineage: Eukaryota; Viridiplantae; Streptophyta; Zygnematophyceae; Desmidiales; Closteriaceae.
AUGGCCUCGCUUCGAGUUCUCGCAUUUGAUCAUGAGGGUAGACCAGUUCAGUUUGACACGUGGCUCGAAGAUCUGCAGCUGUACCUACUGAGCGAUAUUAAGGACGGUGUUUCCCUGUUUGACCACAUGUCCGGUGCUGCUACUACCCCUCCCACCACAGCUGACAGUGCAACUCGCUCACAGGACCACUUCCUCUCUCUUGACCCCACCUCCCUCACUGUUGACCUCCUCGAGCAGCAUCUCCUUGCAGCUGAGACUAGUGCAGUUGCUGUAGGUGCUGCUCGUGGCACUCCGCGCCCCCCCUUCUUUGAGGGGUGCUCCCCCUCCCCCCUUACCCCCUCCUACGCCUCUGCUGCUGCUGCAGACGUCUCUGUUGCUGAGGACGUCGGGGCUGCUUCUGCUAGUGCGAAGCGCCGCAGCGGCAAGGGCAAGGGUGGCAAAGGUGGUGGAGGUGGCGGCGGCGGUGGUGGAGGUGGCAGCGGGAGUAGUGGUGGGGGCAAGCAGUGGAGGUAG